AACACCACAGUAACCUGCCUUACCUAGAGUAGACACUUUUACCAAGCUAUGCCUUGGGUAGGGGGGAAUUUGUCGUCCGUUUGAUUUUCGUUGAUUUUAUGAUUUACAUUUUUGUGUGCAUGUGUCAUAACCCGAGGAUGCUUGCUGAUAUUAUUCUUUGUUUUUGUUUGCUGGUCGGUUAGCGUAUUUUACAGUACAGUACAGUACAGUACAAGACAACAACCGGGUAGACAGCAAGCCCCCCCGAUACGACUUGGGGAGUCAGGAACAGCCCACAAUUGAAGAAAACCCAGUGACGGUCCGUCACCGAAUCCUUGUGCUGGCGCACAAAUCCUCUAGAACAUCCUUCAAAACGUACCAGGCGAGCGAUGUUGCAGCUGGCGUUUGUUACCGACUCAUCAGCGCAUGCUGCGGUUGUGCCGCUUUCAACAACACCACCCUCGUAGUAAUCGAGCGAGAGAGAAAGAAGCGCUGUUGUUGCUUUGCAGUGAGUGCUUGACAGGGGGACCGUCGUGUGCUCAGCACAGCAAAGCUCAGCGCGACCACGGUAACAUUUUCUCUCCCUACCAAACAAAAAUCUUUGAUGGCUGCCAGAGGCGCAGACACGACAAUGUCAGGCUGGUCAGGGUACGAGUCGGACGAUGUUUAUGCGGCAGACGGAGAGGAGGGCACCAGCAAAAUCAGCACAGCCAACAAUAAUGCUGUCCGGUCUAGGUCCAAACGACGAGUCCUCCGCACCGCGACGACGGGUGCAAAUCAGGAUGGAAUCGCAGCUGCCAAUUCAGACUCUGGCCCUGGUAUUGUCGCUGCAGUAGUUUUACCUCCUCGGGGCUCCAGCCUGACUGGCAACAGCUCCAGCCGUAGCGAGCAGAUGUUGCAGCACCACCAGCAACCUCAGCAGUACCAAGCUCAGCAGUACCAGUACCAGUACCAGCAGCAACAGCCCCAGCCCCAGUACCACACCCACUGGCACGCCAACGCCAACCUUCUGCGACAGCGACCCACGACGAAACAGGCGAACGCCUCAGAAAUGCCAGGGCAGCCCCACGAGUCAACCAUUCAUGUCCUUGCACGGGGCUUCCAUCAGCAACCUUUGCAUUCUCGGCAUGGCUAUUCUGAUCGUGACGGCGACUCCUUUUUGUGUCAAGAUGUAUUCACGUCAUCCGAUGGGCACCCGACUCAAUUCAAAUCGCCGCCGCCGCCAUUGACAAUACCUGCGUCGCCGCCAAUAUCACCCGAAUGGCCCUCCCUCACCGGCGUCAGCAAUAAUUCUUUUGGGGGCAGCAUUACCUCGACCACCACCAAUACGUCCUGCGAAGCCCCAAUUCCCACCUCUUCUAGGUUCAACAACACCGUGAGAUCCCCUACUACUUCGUCUACCUCCUUGUCAGCGCCAACAACGCCGCUGCAAUCCCCAACCCGAAAAUCAUUCUCCUCCUAUCACUCCCAAACCUCGUCCCGUUUCCCUGGUCUCAGCUCCCAUCCUCCAAUUUUCGAUUCGGCUGCACCGGUGCACCCGUACCAAAGAUCACUGCAGCCUUCGUCCCCAGGCAUACCCGAGUUCCCAGAUCUCGAGCAGGAAGACCUUGACACCCGUAGACCGAAUACGGCUGCGCCUGCCUCCAGCCCCCAAAGCCCCUAUUUUACUUCUACGUCAGCAAAUCAGCCACACGGUCCUGUCCCAUAUCGUCCAAGCACGCCACCUUCGUCCCGGCCGUCUAGCAGCCGAGCGGGAGAGGACCCAACAAUGGCCGUUGAAAACUUCUCACGGCCUCGCAAGCCGAGCGUCUCUCGGCCCAACAUGCAGACGCUGCCGUCCAAUCCCCGCCCUCUCGGACACCUCGAUCAAGACGAGCCCUACAGUGGCAAUAGCCAAAUACAUGCCCCUCAAAUGGCGGCUUGGCCACGGCAGAGAGGCCCGUCUGUCUCCUCCACCAAGUCCGCCGCGACAUAUUCCUCGAUACCGAGCACCCGUACCCGGCCUUCCAACGACCGCCUCAAUGUCGCCUACCGAACGAUGCCCCGCACGCCAACGACGACACUAACCGCACCCGGCCCUAGCUCAAAUGGCAUGAUAUCUCCGGGCCUGUCGAGGCCUCAGAUGGCAUACAGGCGUGAGGACAGCAAUGGUUCAUUGAAGAAGCAACCGAGUCUGACCGGCCAUGGCAGAGAAGCUGCACCGUGGACUGUUGAUGAGGAGGAAAUGCGUUCAAGUUACCGGUCUCAGCUCACAGGCUCCACGACACAGGGGACCAUGUACUCCAAUGGUGGAACCGAGAGGAGUAGUAUACACACAAAGAGCAGCUCUAAAACGUCAAUCUCCGUGUCUGGGCACGGCCAUGGCACGGAUGACAACGGACUGAGCGUAGAGGACGUGAUGGGCAUGUACGAGAAGGGAUUUGCGGACUCGACAGGUGCCGAGGAUAACGAUAUGGACAGCCCCAGAAGGGGCAACAGCGUCCGGAAUCGUAGCCGCUCGACUUCUUACUCCCUAUCUCACUCAAGGAAUUCUUCGAGGACUAAUGGCAACGUUGGAACGCAAAUUCGCGAGGCUAUGGAUGAUUCCUUGCCGCUACCGGGCAAGGUACUGGCAGCAAACAAUGCCGAUGGGCCAUUGUUUGUCCGGGACUCGGCGGCUUUCUUCAGGAACUCGGGGCUUCCGCAAACCGACUCUGAAGCUACAGACCCUGACCAAACAGCAUUCGGUGAACCUGUCAGGCAGAUUCCGCAACAGGAAACCGAUUCAUCCAGCAGUAAACACGAUUCUGCCAAGCUUCUGGAUACUGACGACAACUCCAUGAUUGGACGAAACGUCAGCACCAAGUCGACGCAUACACACAGAUCCACUCCGUCAUUAAGCAAAGGGCCUAGGACCUCGGUGUCGAGCCCAGAUCUCACAACCGUCCUCUCCAACAACGAGCCACCGCUUCCUACAGCCGUACAGACGGAAACAUCACCUAUAACGUCCACCAAUACGAACAACCAACUUUUCUCCGCACCCGAGGAAGAUGAUCCUUCCGCCCGGGACCGGUAUGGCUUCCGAAAACAGAACCAGUACAUCUCGCGCGAGCAGUAUGAUGCCUGGAACACACAGUACAGCGUGUACCUUGCUCGCAGGAAAAAGAAGUGGGCGGCGUACCUCAAGGAUUCCGGCUUGAUUGCGGACCAACCCGAUAGGUUCCCCCCGCCCACUGCUAAAACUAAGCGUUUUAUUCGCAAAGGUAUCCCGCCAGAAUGGCGGGGCGCAGCAUGGUUCUAUUACGCGGGAGGACCAAGCAUUCUUGCGAAGCACGCCGGUGUCUACCACGACCUUAUCAAGCGGUCUCAGAAACCAGGCGAGCCGAAGGAGGUCGACGUCGAGGCCAUAGAGCGUGAUUUACAUCGCACGUUUCCUGAUAAUGCGAGCUUCCGAUUCUCGACCGCGGAACCCGAAGACAGCGAAGGUACUGAGAGCGGGACUGGAGAACCCAAGAUCAUCAGUAGCUUGCGAAGGGUACUGCUCGCUUUCGCCAUCUAUAACCCUCAGAUCGGAUAUUGCCAAAGCUUGAACUUCCUGGCUGGCCUGUUGCUGUUGUUCGUGGAAACAGAGGAGCAGGCUUUUUGGCUGCUCAACGUCAUCACCAUCGUGCAUUUGCCAGGAACCCACGAGAUGUCGCUCGAGGGAUCCAAGGUUGACUUGGGAGUGCUCAUGGGGGCCGUUAAGGACUCCAUGCCCGGGGUAUGGGCCAAGGUUGGCAGCGAACUCGACGGCGAAGCCCCUCGUCCGCAAACCCAAGGCAACGGCUCUGCCAAGGCCAAGAAAUCGUCGCGGAAAAUGGGUAAGGGCGCCGCUGUCGCGCCAUCCGAUCGCCUUCCCCCAAUUACAUUGUGCAUGACGGCGUGGUUCAUGUCGUGCUUCAUCGGCACCCUGCCGAUAGAGACGACGCUACGUGUCUGGGAUAUUUUCUUCUACGAGGGCAGCCGGACUCUGUUCCGCGUGGCGCUGGGUAUCUUCAAGUUGGGCGAGAACGAGAUCCGCGCAGUUCAGGACCCCAUGGAAAUGUUUGGCGUUGUUCAAGCACUGCCUCGCAGGCUGCUUGACUGUAACUUGGUCGUGGACGCCACCUUCCGGAGACGCAACGGCUUUGGGCACCUGAGCCAGGAAACUAUUGACGAGCGGCGUUCUGAAAGAAAAGAGGCACUCAAAGAGGCCAGGAGAAUCGAAACCGAAGGUGUCAACACGGCCGUAAGCGACGGAGCCGCUGGUGUGAAGAGAAAAAACACCCUUUUUGGACGAAGAAAACACAAAGAAGCCCCGUGAACAACGGAGAGAAAGCGACCGCCGGAUCUGGAAACAGUCAAGGCCACCAUCGGCCCUCGACUAUUUCAAGUCGACAAAAACAUAAAUGAAAAAAAAAGCAAGGUUGCAUCGGAAACCCUUGCAACAAAGCUUACAGAAUACAUCUACUUCCCCUUUGUCAUGAUAUAUACAUACUUCCAACAUCUCUUCACUGCUCGACUAUCAGCAUUUUCUUUGUCAUCUUUUAGCGAAUCAUGCAUCAUCUCAUCAACCGGCUGGGAAAAAAAGGCCCUGGAUGGGGCUCAUCGGAAGGAAUACUGCAUUUUUUUAUUGAAUUUUCUCGAUACCAAUAGCAUCUAAAGAUCGCACCUUUUUAAAUUGAUACGAUUAGUCCAAGCUUCUACUGCUUUUCCUAUUUGUAACCUUGGCUACGCCUGUAUAUAACAAACCCAUAAAUAUACGUCGAACUUUGCACCA
Messenger RNA from Pyricularia oryzae 70-15, 4756 nucleotides. RefSeq lists its product as uncharacterized. The transcript has a single exon. Lineage: Eukaryota; Fungi; Ascomycota; Sordariomycetes; Magnaporthales; Pyriculariaceae. The coding region runs from base 584 to 4300 and encodes 1238 amino acids. The record is from RefSeq and is a predicted model, not a curated record.